Messenger RNA from Ostrinia furnacalis (Asian corn borer), 2106 nucleotides. RefSeq names its product heterogeneous nuclear ribonucleoprotein L. The transcript has 3 exons. Bases 978 to 1958 code for a protein of 326 amino acids. The record is from RefSeq and is a predicted model, not a curated record. Lineage: Eukaryota; Metazoa; Arthropoda; Insecta; Lepidoptera; Crambidae.
UGGUUAUUUUGUGAUAUGUAAAUGAGAUGGUGACUGCAUUUAAUAAGGUGGAUGGUCUUUAUUUAUUGCUUACUUAGUACUAUUUUGUAUUCUGUGUCAGUCACGGAUUAGAAGAAUGUCCUAGGCACAGCCUAUUAAAAAUUAAUUUGUAUGAUUUAGGCGGUUUUUCGGUAAUAGCGGUCUUUUAGUACCCUAAUGUAACCAUCAGAUUAAAUAAAUAUUAUGAAUAAUCGUGACGCUCGGUGCUUGGUUCCGUUUAAUUUGCAAGUGAAAAUAGUUCUUGCUUGCAUUACAGAUCAGUAGAAAUCGGAAACAAUUUAAAUACAAUUUAUACCGUUGUCUUGGGUCUUGCCAGGGAGUAUGUUACAACCGGUAGGUAUAAUGUAUUGAGGUAUGUUUAACGUGCUAUUGGAUAUUUGCCAAAAAUUCUACUCGAAAAAGACGAUAUUUUCCAUAAACCUUUCUCAGUUCAUUAAACCCGAACAUUUAAACAAGAAAUGCAUAGUAAACAUAUCGCAUAAUAUUCUGUGUGAGGUCGUCUCAUCCAACGACGUGGUCGUGACGAUGCAUCCGUAGUUUUCUUUUAUGGCUCCGUAUUUAGGAACACCGCGAUAACAUCUGGCUAUUAGAUGCAUUUAUGAGUCAAAAAGGCCAGCUGUAACUUUCACAAACAAUUUGGGGCCUAUUAGAUAUGUCUAUGCGAAAGGUCCCGAGGUUGGGGUAGGUAGUUCGUUCAUCCACGCGCGCGCGCUCCCAACUUUUUAGCAUGCGCGGCACACGCCAGCCCACCUACUUAUCAUGAGCAAUGCGGAACGCAGAGGUCACUUAGAGAAUUUAAUUGUGUUCCAUUAUCAUAUUUAGGUUCUUUUACUGUAAGUCAAAAGUGAAAACUGAAUGGAGCUGAGCGUUGUUUGUCAUUCGUCAGCCACAGUUGACGCUGGCCGCUCCUUUAGGACGGCAGCUCGAGGAUUACCGCCAUGGCGCUCCGAUACUGCGUUGCGAUUUUAUCACUUUGUGCGUGUGCUGCCGCGAUUGUUGGCCCUUCUGGGAACGGCACCAAGGCAAACUUGAAGACCGAUUCGUAUCUGGAUGCGUACUCCAAAUCUCGCGUCGACGCUGAAAAAGCCAAAAAGGGUGUAGUGAUUAUAACAGCAAAAGAUGGAGAGAAACAAAUCACGAAUCGUGAUGAUAAUGGAUAUGAUUACUCUCCGCCAUAUUCCGGCGAUACCAGCUUCAGUUCUGGAUCUACAAGCUUUUCUGGGUCUGAUUCCAGCAGCUAUUUGCCACCGACUAGCAACUACGGACCAGUGAAAUUUGAGUCCGAUAUAACGUAUAAUUCGCCGCCUAAUACGUAUGGGCCUCCUUCACCAAACUAUCCUCCAAAUCCUGCUUCGAGCUAUGGACCUCCUUCUCCGAGCUACGGGCCUCCCUCACCGAGUUACGGACCGCCCUCGAACUCCUAUGGACCGCCAGCACAGACCUAUGGCCCCCCUGCAAAUACUUACGGACCUCCUGUACACAAGCCGCUACCACCUCCUCCUCCUCCAGUAUACGGACCUCCUUUGAAGCCUUCGUACGGUGUGCCUUACACAGCGCCAGGUUUUGGAUUCCUGGACAAAUUAUCGCUUAAACUAGACAUUCUGACUAUUGCAAAGCUGUUGCUGAAAUUCCUGAUAUUCAAGAAGCUUGUAACGAUGUUAGCGGUGGUGUGCAUGCUGCUGGUGAUACCGAAGCUGAUUAGUUUCAAGAAGGACGACGCAGGCCAGAGUAAUGACGAAGAUGAGCGCAACUUUGGCAGGAAAAAAUUGGUGGAGCUGACGUCAGCACAGGAGUUGGUGGAGCGAGCGUUGUAUGUUUACGGCCGCCAGCAGCCGUCCUGCGGCGUCACGUGUCGCGUGCGCAGGGUCCUCGACGACAUCUACGACUUCCAACCGUAUUUCAGAGAAAAUUCGCCAUGAUCACCAGUCCGAUCUUAUAGAUGGAACAAGCAUUUAUAAAUAAUUAGGUGCCAUUACGAAGUCUGAAUUUAUGUUAAUUUGUUGCUUAGUAUUUAUUUAUUUAUUUGUUUAUACGUAGUGCUAAGAAAAAUACAUUUGUACUUUUUAA